Messenger RNA from Staurois parvus, 495 nucleotides. The record is from the annotation of a GenBank genome assembly. NCBI's taxonomy places the organism in Eukaryota, Metazoa, Chordata, Amphibia, Anura, Ranidae.
AUGUACAUACACAGAAAUACACACGCACAGACACAUGUACAUACACACACACAUGUACAUACAUACACAGACACAUGUACAUACAUACACAGACACAUACACACACACACACGUACAUGCACACACACACGCGUACACACACACAUACAUGUACAUACACGCAGACACGUACAAUUGUACAUGCAUACACAGACACACACAAACACACACACAUGUACACAUACACACCCCAUAAAAAGUUGCAGUACUUCGUUGUUCACUCACAGAGCCGAGUACUGCACUCUGGGGGGAGGCAGAGAGCACAGCACACACUCUUUGCUUUGCUUUCACUGCGCUCAGCUAUUGAGCAGCCUGACGGCUCCCAGUGCCAAUGACAGAUCCAGCCUGAGCUCUGAGCCUGCUCAGCAAGAUGGCCCUGGGGGACACACUCGCCCCCACCAUAAUUUCCAUUCGCCAUUGGCAAGCAGGCGAGUGGAAAUUUCAUGCCCUGAGCUA